AUGGCCCUAGUGCCUUCACCCCCGCGCGACAAAUACCCGCCCUUGCCCGACGACAAAUUUCCCUGGAAAGAGCCUCCAGCCGUCGCAAUCACGCCCUGCGACCCCUGGCCACCGCCAUACUACCUCGAAGAUGGCCUGCGCAAGGUGACGCCCUACCACUUCACAUACAACACCUUCUGCAAGGAACGAUGGCGGGGAAGGGAAAUUCUCGACAUCUUCUCUAGCGAGUUCCGCGACCGGCCCGCCGAGUACUACCAGAAAGCCAUAGAAGAGGGCCGCGUCGUCCUCAAUGGCCAGCCGGUGCCGAGCAUCAAAACAAUAGUCAAGAACGGCGACGUCAUAUCCCACACUCUCCACCGCCACGAGCCCCCGUGUACCGCGCAGCCCAUCGGUAUCGUCCACGAGGAUGACAACAUGAUUGUCAUCAACAAGCCUGCGGGCAUGCCCGUACAUCCUGCUGGUCGAUACAACUUCAACUCCAUCAUCGAGAUUAUGAGGGCAGAUCGUGGCUAUGGCUGGAAUCCAUUGCCGUGCAACCGGCUCGACAGGUUGACUAGUGGCAUCAUGUUCAUCGGCAAGCACAAGCAGGCGGCAGAGGAACUGAGUGCACAGAUAAGAGGCAGGACGGUCAAGAAGGAGUACAUCACGCGAGUUGUGGGCGAAUUUCCAGAAGGAGAGAUCCUCUGUGAGAAGCCCAUCCUACAGAUCAGCCCCAAGCUGGGCCUGAACCGCGUGCGUGCGAACGGCAAGGAGGCAAAGACGGUCUUCAAGAGGCUGGCAUACUACCCACCAAAGGAUGACGGAAAUGCAAAUCAAGCGGAACAAGGAGAUGCAGGUCCCGAUGGUCAGCCGUGGAAGAAGCUCCGCGGCUAUUCUAUUGUGCGUUGCAUGCCAGUAACAGGCCGCACCCACCAACUGCGCGUCCACCUCCAAUUCCUCGGCCAUCCCAUCUCAAACGACCCCAUAUACGCCAACCAGCGCGUCUUUGGCCCAGCCCUCGGCCGUGGUCAAUCGGAAGACGAGGACGAUGAAGAUAUCAUGUCCCGCCUCUCACGCAUGGGCAAAGAGGAAGUCGCCGAUGCCGUCGCAUACCACGAUGAAAUGGUCAAUGCCUACAACAAGAAGAAAGCGGAACGCAUGACAGGGGAAAAGUGCAAGGUAUGCGACACCGAUCUGUACAGCGACCCAGGUACACACGAAUUGGGUAUCUACCUGCAUGCCCGGAGAUACAGGUGUGAGGAAGGGAAGUGGGACUAUGAGACUGGCCUGCCCGACUGGGCGUUGCCACCACCAGGAUAUGAAGGGCCUACUGAAAGUACAGAAGAGUCUGAUCCCUUGGCUGUGGACCUGAAAAAACUGGGUUUGGAGGAUGAACCGAAUACAGUGGCACGAAAGAACAGCUCCAACAAGUCAAAGCCAGCAGAGCCUUCUUCAGAAGAACCGGCUGCUGCCAGUGCAACCGCUUGA
Molecule: messenger RNA, 1467 nt
Organism: Alternaria postmessia
Lineage: Eukaryota; Fungi; Ascomycota; Dothideomycetes; Pleosporales; Pleosporaceae
Exons: 1
Coding region: 1-1467 (488 amino acids)
Biological process (GO): pseudouridine synthesis
Molecular function (GO): RNA binding; pseudouridine synthase activity
Source: RefSeq, a predicted model, not a curated record